Molecule: messenger RNA, 1866 nt
Organism: Necator americanus (New World hookworm)
Lineage: Eukaryota; Metazoa; Nematoda; Chromadorea; Rhabditida; Ancylostomatidae
Exons: 17
Coding region: 1-1866 (621 amino acids)
Biological process (GO): carbohydrate metabolic process
Cellular component (GO): cytosol
Molecular function (GO): magnesium ion binding; phosphoglucomutase activity
Source: RefSeq, a predicted model, not a curated record
AUGUCCGAACAGAAUGUUAGUGUGUCAUCUGUCAAAUGCGUCGUUGUUGUCUAUGUUACGCAUGUUCUACUUAUCGAGUGUAUAGCUUGCCGUUAUUUAUCAUUGGACUUUACUGGAAAUCUUUUGCCUUACCGAUCCAUCUCCACCUUGCUGAGUUUACAUAUGCUAAAGGUCAAAAAAAUAUCAACGAAGCCUUUCCAAGGGCAGAAACCGGGAACUAGUGGCCUAAGGAAAAGGGUACCCGAAUUUCAACAAGAACACUACACUGAAAAUUUCAUACAAGCGGUUUUGGAUGGUGGUCUGGGCGCCAAAAAGAAGGGCUCUGUUCUAGUCGUUGGAGGAGACGGACGAUUCCUCUCAUUAGAGGCUGUCAUUGUAAUUAUCAGAAUUGCUGCUGCAAACGGGGUUGCUCGUCUAAUAAUUGGUCAGAAUGGUUUUUUGUCUACUCCUGCAGUUUCAAAUCUGAUCAGAAUGGGUUUUGAUGGAAAGAAAAUUGAUGGAGGAAUUAUUCUAACAGCAAGUCACAAUCCUGGCGGCCCUAAAGGAGAUUUCGGUAUCAAAUUCAACUGUGAAAACGGUGGGCCAGCUCCCGAUUCUGUAACAAAUGCUAUUUACGAAAUAACUACAAAGAUGUCUGGAUACUCCAUAUGUUCAGAUCUGCGGUGCGAUUUCACCAAAAUUGGGAGAAACGAGUUCGACGUCGAUGGUGUGGGACACUUCGUUGUCGAUGUGGUUGACUCUGUCAAGGACUACGUUGAUCUUAUGCAGAAGAUUUUUGAUUUUAGAAAGAUCAAAUCGCUCAUUUCUGGUCAUCUGACUGGUAAGAAAUUCGAAGUGCUGGUUGACUCCAUGCACGGUGCCACUGGACCUUAUGUAUCUGCUAUUCUGUGCGAUCUUCUUGGUGUUAACCACGGCGGUUGUAUGAGAACUAAUCCGAUGCCGGAUUUCGGAGGAUGUCAUCCUGAUCCAAAUUUAACCUAUGCAAAACGUCUUGUGGAGCAGAUGAGCAAAGGCGAACAUGAUUUCGGGGCUGCUUUUGAUGGAGAUGGUGAUCGUAAUAUGAUACUGGGAAAACAUGGAUUCUUUGUUACUCCCAGCGAUUCACUGGCGGUCAUCGCUGACAACCUUAGCUGCAUUCCAUAUUUUCAGUCUCGAAAAGUUUCCGGGUUUGCUCGAUCUAUGCCAACUGCUGGUGCUGUUGACCUUGUUGCGAAAACGAAGAGCUUGGAGAUUUUUGAGACCCCUACAGGAUGGAAGUAUUUCGGAAAUCUUAUGGACGCUGGUCGCAUUUAUUUGUGCGGGGAAGAAUCGUUCGGCACUGGGAGUGAUCAUAUCAGGGAGAAGGACGGAGUAUGGGCGAUGUUAGCCUGGCUACAAAUACUUGCUGAAAGGAAAAUUUCAGUGGAAGAAAUUGUAAAAGAUCACUGGAAGCGGUAUGGAAGGAACGUUUUCACCAGGUAUGAUUAUGAAAAUGUGGACGCCUCUGGUGCCAAUCUGUUGAUGACAUUUCUUGAAGCACAGAUGGCAGCUUUUCUAGGCAAGGAGCUGAGCGCAAACGAUGUUACAUACAAGGUGAAGGUGGCAGACAACUUCGAGUACAAGGACCCAAUCGAUGGAUCAUUAGCUUCAAAGCAGGGGUUACGUAUUGUCUUUGAUGACGGCUCUCGCCUCGUUUUUCGUUUGUCUGGUACCGGCUCAGCAGGUGCUACAAUCCGUCUUUACGUAGAUUCGUACAUUCCGCCUAGUGACACUCAGAAGUUGUUCGCUCCUGCUCGGGACCUGCUGAAACCAUUGGUGCUGAUUGCUUUGGAUAUAUGCAAGAUGGAGCAGUUCACAGGAAGGAAGGCGCCUAGUGUGAUUACAUAA